Messenger RNA from Tetrahymena thermophila SB210, 1425 nucleotides. RefSeq lists its product as hypothetical. The record is from RefSeq and is a predicted model, not a curated record. NCBI's taxonomy places the organism in Eukaryota, Ciliophora, Oligohymenophorea, Hymenostomatida, Tetrahymenidae. The transcript has a single exon.
AUGAAUAGCAGUAUUAAAAUGACAUUCAAGCCUUUUGAAUACCAACUUAUAUAAAAGAAACCAUCUUCUAAAGAUAGUUUUACAAAUUUAAGUAAGAAAAUAAACAAAGCAAAAAAAUCUAAGAAAAUUUGUAAAGAAUCUUCCCAAAAAAAUUGCUAAAGAGAUGAAGCAGAAUUAUAUGUGCUUUAAGGAAAUGUAGUAAUUGAUAUUAAUACACUAUUUUAAAAGACUAACUAGCUAAAUUAGCUAGUAUAUGAAAGCUAAUAUGAUGGUUAGCUAUUAUAUAAUAAUUCUUCAAAGAAGACAGAAAGAAUUCAAAGCCCAAAAAUUUAAAAUACAGCAUCUUAUUUUUUUUAUCAGAACAUGUAAAAUUAUGGAGGUAUAAUUUCCGCCGUUGAAUAUUUCAAGAGAUCUGAUACUUUAGAAGUUAUGUAUGACUCCAUGGUUGAAGGCUUUUAUUUAAACUAAUUCCAAGCUGUAAUUAGUAAUCUUUAAGAAUACUGUUAGAAAUCCUCUUAGUUUAGCAAUAACUCUUAGAUGGCUGCACUUUAAUCACAGUUGAUAAAAUAUUAAGAAAUUAUUUCCUAAAAUUAGUCCGUAAACGACAACGAUGCUGCAGUCAGAAAUUAAUUGUUUGAUGUGAGUAUGAAAAUAGCUCAUCAGUAUCUCAUCGAAAUAAACGGCAAGUAAGGUUAAAUAGACUUAAACUAUUUUCCCUAAUUUCAUAACUAUAAAACCAGCCUAAGUUCAUUUGAUACUGAAAAAGCUCAUAAUAAUUAACUCUUCUUCUAUAAUGGUCUAAAAAGAACUGAGUAUGGCUACAGUAUAGAUAGAAAGGGCCUAAAUAAAAACUUAAUUGACCUGCUUAAUAUCGGGGAAGAAGUAUUACAGCAAGUUAUUUUAAGGAAGGGCUUCAUAAAUUUCUUGACUGCAGACUCAAACUUAAAACUGCUUUAAUUUGAUUUAGAAUCAAGAAUUAUCCUUUCCCAGUAGUUUGCAAGUAAAACAUGUGACUUAUCUUCUAUAAAAGGUCGUCGCAUAUCAGCAGAAAUAAUUACUUUGGACUUAAUGUAUAUUCCAUGCGAAAUAGUAGUUGACUUAAUUUAAAUUUCGUUUGGAAAUGAAAGCUGGUCACAAAAUUACUUGAUGCUCUUUUAUAUAGAAAUUAGUGAAAGCGAGUAAUAAAGAAUUAAAUGCUUGCGUGAAUAAUCAAGCAGCUUAAAAAAUAUUUCUUAAUAACAGCAGUAGCAACAACAUUAAUAAUAACAAUCAAUACAUAUGCAUUUUUAAAAUUGUUUGGAAGGUAUUAAUACAGAUAUUUUAUAUGACUAAGGAUAUUCGAACUUAUCAGAAACUUUUAUUAACAAUUUUUAUCCUGACCAAAGCUAUUAAUCUUCCUUUAGUUCAAUCAAUGGGCCUAAUUGA